Messenger RNA from Diospyros lotus (date-plum), 2956 nucleotides. Its product is annotated as chloride channel protein CLC-e. The record is from RefSeq and is a predicted model, not a curated record. Gene Ontology annotation, molecular function: voltage-gated chloride channel activity. Gene Ontology annotation, cellular component: chloroplast thylakoid membrane. Gene Ontology annotation, biological process: transmembrane transport; chloride transport. Lineage: Eukaryota; Viridiplantae; Streptophyta; Magnoliopsida; Ericales; Ebenaceae. Bases 93 to 2405 code for a protein of 770 amino acids. The transcript is spliced from 7 exons.
UAUCCGCUUCAACUUACGCAUUUUGGCCGUACUGGUUGCCGGACUACUGGAAGAUAGAUAGGGGAGCUGGGGGAAGAGGGGGUUCCCAUCCGAUGGCGUGUGUCUGCGAACUAGUUUUGCAGCUUCCCAGUCCCAACCCGCUGCAUUGUCGCUCGCUUCCGCUUAUCCUGGGACCGUGCUUCAAUAAAUCAUCAAUAUCUUCCUCCUCCUUGGGAUGCUCGUCCCCUCUCCAUUUUGGCGACCUUGUAUAUCGUGGAUUUGGCAGGAAAUUUUCCCGUCCCUCAAAUUCUAGGCACGGGAUCCGUCCUUCGUGUGACCUAUCUGCUGAGCCUAGACGGCCUGAAAAAGUGCAUCACAAUGUUGAAGCGGAGGAGGAGGCCGCUGGUAAACAAGAAGAAGGACCAAAUGGGGUUAAGAGGAGACUCGGUAGGAGUGGAGUGGCAGCUGUGAUGGAAGAAGCUUUUCCCCAGGGUAAUUCGGCUAUAGUCUCCGCCUGCUUUAUUGGUCUUCUCACCGGCAUCGGUGUUGUACUCUUCAACAACGCGGUGCAUGAAAUACGGGAUUUCUUUUGGGAUGGGAUCCCAUAUAGAGGUGCAACAUGGUUAAGAGAACAGCCCAUUCAAGUAGUAUUGGAAAGAGUAAUUGCAGUACCAGUUUGUGGGGGUUUCAUUGUUGGCAUUUUGAAUGCUCUUCGUGGUAGCCUAGAGGGUCCUACAAAAAGUUUUACUUCUACUAAUUUAAAGGCCGCUCUAGAACCAAUCUUGAAGACAGUGGCUGCAAGUGUUACCCUUGGGACGGGGAAUUCAUUGGGACCAGAAGGUCCAAGUGUUGAGAUAGGUGCAUCCAUUGCCAAGGGAGUUGGUUCCUUGUUUGAUAGACAUGCUCAACGGAAGCUUUCUCUUGUGGCUGCUGGCUCAGCUGCUGGAAUAUCUUCUGGAUUCAAUGCUGCUGUUGCUGGUUGCUUUUUCGCUGUAGAGUCAGUCUUAUGGCCAUCAACAGAAGAAUCAUCCUCAUCACUUACAAAUGCAACUUCUAUGGUCAUACUCAGUUCAGUGAUAGCAUCUGUGGUAACACAAAUUGGUCUUGGAUCUGAACCAGCCUUUAUAGUGCCAGGAUAUGAUUUUCGUUCUCCAAUGGAACUUCCACUGUAUCUUUUGCUGGGUGUUCUCUGUGGCUUGGUAUCAUUGAUGUUAUCUAGGUGCACAUCGUUUAUGCUGGUGAAUGUCAACAAUGUUCAGAAACUCAUUGGCAUUCCAAAGGACAUUUUCCCUGUAUUAGGUGGAUUAGCUGUUGGGCUGAUAGCCUUGGCAUAUCCAGAAAUCCUCUACUGGGGCUUUGAGAACGUUGACAUUCUUCUAGAAUCCCGACCAUUUGCGAAAGGCCUAUCUGCUGACCUCUUGCUUCAACUGGUUGCAGUCAAAAUAGUUGCAACUUCUUUAUGCAGGGCCUCUGGUUUAGUAGGAGGCUACUAUGCUCCAUCUCUCUUUAUUGGUGCAGCUACGGGCAUGGCAUAUGGAAAAUUUGUUAGUUCCACAAUUUCUCAAUUUGAUCCAGUCUUUCAUCUCUCUUUCUUGGAAGUUGCGUCACCCCAAGCAUAUGGCCUGGUUGGAAUGGCUGCCACUCUUGCAGGUGUAUGCCAAGUUCCUCUUACGGCAGUUUUGCUUCUAUUUGAGCUGACACAGGACUAUCGAAUAGUUCUACCACUUCUUGGAGCUGUGGGGUUGUCUUCAUGGAUUACCUCUGGGCAUAUAAGCAGAGGGGAUAGGGAUACUAAGAAAUAUGAAGAAGCAACUGCUCGUGCAACUGUAGAACCUGAAAUAUCUUCUUCAAACCUUAGGAUACUUUCCUCUAUUUACACUCUUGCUGUAGAAGUGUCUGAUGCUAAUAACCUUUGUAAAAUUGACAAUUCCCUCUGUCUAGAUGAUUCUAAUAAGGAUAAUGAGGAUUUAGAAAGGAAGAUUCUUGUUUCACAAGCCAUGAGAACCAGAUUUGUGACAAUCCCAUUGGGCACUUUGCUAACACAAGCAGUAAAUCUCAUGUUUGCAGAGUUGCAGUCUUGUGCAGUAGUUGUUGAUGAUGAUAACCUCUUGAUUGGUUUGUUGACACUUAGAGAUAUUCAGGCAUUCAGUGAAUCAUCAAAAUCAAGAAGCAAAAGACCUGAGGAGCUUUUAUUAUCUGAAGUAUGGUCCUCACAUAGUGGGAAGUUGUGUACAAUAACUCCGAGUAUGAAUCUCUUUUCUGCUAAAAAUUUUAUGAGCAGACAUGGCAUAUCUCAAGUUCCAGUUAUCAAGGAGCAUGUUGAAGAUCAAAAAGGCAUGCCUGUUGGCCUGUUAGACAAAGAAUGCAUCAGUCUGGCUUGCAGAGUUCUAGCGGCUCAGAACACCUCAGUGGGUUUUCCGCGCUAGCAAGAGCCAACCACUGAGUAAGAAUGAUUAUGCUGCUUAUCAUUUUCACCAGGAGCUAAAUACCUGGUCGCCACUCAAGAUUGAAAAUUGCCGCUUGGCAGUGUUGUCAUGCAGAAAGUGAAGAUGUUUCCCUCUAAGGAUUUCUUCUCUGGAUCAUUAAGCAAAACAUAUGUUCAUAUUGGAUCCUCAGCGAAGAACUAUUUACACAUUCCGGUUGAAGGUGGCAUAGUGCAACAAUGGGGGUAACAGGUUUCUGCAUUCAACGCAAUAUUUGUUACGAAGAAGAAGUCACCAGGAAAACAAGUGAAUUUGGUUCUCUGAUAGAAAGAAUGAUGAUUGUUUUGUCUUUGCAUCUGGCUGUAGAGUGUGGAGAAAGCAGCAACCUUCAGUUAAAUGAUGAAAGUAAAUAAUGGCGUUACAUUUCUUUCUAAGUAACCUGCGAAGAGAGGAAUUCUCCAGAAUAAUAUUCUUUGAUGUAAAGGAGUUGGAAUAGAUUGUAGUGUAAGGUUACAUGCUAUCUGCAGCUCUGGGCUGCAAUUUAUUUUCCCUAA